CACGUGCGAAGUGUCAAGACGUGUGCCUACUUUUCGAAGAAGCUCCUCAGAAGACUGAAAGUAACAACAUUUUACAAAACUGUUGACAGCGACCAGCGUCCUCGCCAACCAUGAUCCGCAUCAUCACCCCACAAAUCGUCUGCAUCACCGCCCUAGUAAUGAUGGCUGUAGCAGACGGCAUAUCAUUCACAGAAACUGAGAAGAACUAUAUUGAAUAUAUGAAUGAGAAAUUCUGCGGACAGGACCGCAUGUGUUCGAAAUCCAGCGUAACAAAUAUUGGUUCUUGUCGCAUAUGCCCAGGUUGCCAUUGUGAUGACCAGUGCGAUAAAUAUGGCGACUGUUGUGCUGACAAAGCUUUGGAACAUUUGGGAACUCCAAAUUUUCACCCAUCCCGAUAUCGGUGCAGUAGCAACGCCUUCAAACUCAUCUAUGACAAAAAAGCAGGGUUCGCUUUCCAUUCAAUCCAAAAAUGUUCAAUACGAACUGACGAGGAGCUGGUGAAGCUUUGCGAAAGCCCAGACCCAAGCAACAUCACUCUAGCUGUUCCUGCUGAGACAGCGACGGAGCUGUAUCGGAAUCAGUUCUGUGCGGAGUGUAACGGUGAUACUGAAUUCCGACUCUGGGCAAUCAAAGCCCAGUGUACCCAGCUUGUCUGGUUGAGGCCUGGAAUGACCUCACUUCAGAUCAUACAAACUUUCAUAGACGAUAUCGGUUGUGCCAUCUUCCUUCAGCCGCCAAAAGACUCGAACAUGAGGCAGUGUUACACGCCCAUUGAGAUCACUUCUUCGUGCAACAUCACAGGCAAAUGGCAGGAAUACAAUGACACAACAGAAAAAAGCUGUCUUGGCUAUUCCGCCCCGAUUCAUCUGUUCGGGGAUACCUACCGGAACGUCUUCUGCUAUAUGUGUAACCAUGGCGACCUGGACGAUAAUUUCCUGCCAAUGCCCAGUUGUCCGUUCGACAUGCCCUACCCGUUCUCUGUAGUGAUGGAUCCCGAGGCCAUCAAGAUGGUACAGCAUACGACUGCUCUGUCCUGCGAAUGUCCAGCAGGAACCAUAUAUGACAACAACACAGAGGAGUGCCGCCAGAUACAGUGCACUGGGGACCGCAUCCUCAGAGAUGAAGCAUGCUUCUCGGUCAUCAGGUCGGCUAAAGGUAUGGUGUACUACUCAGAGGUACUUCUUAGGCCCACUACCAGCCUCGUGGUCCCGGACAACAUCAAGACAUGGCUCACCGCCACUGCAGACCAACUCAAGGACCACCUCAAAGCUGUGCUAGACAUUGAUACAUUCGCUAUUGGACUUUUUCGGUUCAGAGCUCAUGUCAAAAGAGAGUCGGGAAAUUCUGCCAGCACAGUUCAGUACAUUUCCCUCCACACAAAAUUCCUGAUCAAUUGGGAGAGCGAGAUAGGCGACAUGGAAUCCACACUUCUGGAACUACGUGAGUCAGUUUGGUCAGUGACACUUGGCGUCUCCAAUGUCACAUUCACGGCUGAGCCAGUGUGGACAGAUCCCGAUAACAACAACACGUUCCCAAAGCUUACCACAGAAACCUUAGAUGAGACUACAAGCAUCUACACACUUGACAUCGGUAAGAUCAUAGACUUCAACAACCCUCUCUACGUCGCAGCCACUCUACAAUGCCCAAGAGUGAAGGUCUUCCAAGAUGUCGACUACACAUAUGAUGAGGUCACUAACACCAUGCAACGUACUGGCUCCAAUCAAACUAUUGAUAUCAGUCAAUUUGAGCCUUCAACUAAUAACUCUGGUUUUGUCUGCUAUUCAGCAAUAUUUGACAAUGGUACAACUUGCGGUGGGACUGUCACCCUCUCCUCAACAAGUAUGUCAUCGGGGACUCUCUUCUACGUCUCGAUGGUCUGCCUGACUCUAACCCUCAUCUGCCUCCUUCUGACGUUCCUUGUCUACUGCAUCUACAAACCACUGAGAACUCUGUCCGGUAAGAACACAAUGGGACUCGUCUUCACACUGCUAGUAGCCCUCUUGCUAUACACUUUAGGCAGUGCAAGAGUUGAACAGCCCAUGAUGUGCCGAGUGACUGGAAUGGUCACACAUUUCUUCCUACUGAGUUCCUUCACCUGGAUGUCCAUCUGUACAAUCCACACGUACGUCGCCUUCAAGAACCUCCUCCUAUCACGGCAUGCCGGUUACAGUAACAGAAAGAGGUACGUCCUCUACGUCUUCAUCAGCAUCAUCAUCCCUGGCGCCAUCGUUGCUGGAACGGUAGCAGUCAACCAUAGUCUAAGUGAUGGUCUGGACACUGGGUAUGGGACCAGCAUUUGCUACGUGUCCAACUUCCUCUCUGUGCUUCUAGCAGUCGGGGUCCCUGUAGCUAUCAUCAUGGCUAUCAAUGGCGGUCUUUUCGUAACAACAGCUCUUACCAUGAGGAAACUGGCCAAGGAACAACAAGAGCUGAAGAGCAAGAAGUCCAGCAUCAGUCUAUAUGCACAACUCUCCAUUCUGACAGGAAUCACCUGGUUCUUUGCCCUUGUGUCUGUUCUGGUGGACUCGGAGGUCUAUAAGUACAUUUUCGUCAUUUUAUGCGUGGUUAAAGGUGUUUAUAUUUUCGUCUCCUUCGUUUGUACUAAGAGGGUCUUCGACUUAAUGAGAGGAUGCUGCAUGGGUAGAUCUCUACUUGAGCCCAGUUCCAUGGUGACUGAUGACAUCAAAAUGACCUUCAGUGGAAAGGAACUGGACAUUGAGGAGCUUGAAGAGGAUAAAGACAAUAAUUACGCUUCUAUCAAAGAAAUGAGAGAUCACACUGAGUCUGUCAGCGUCAGUCAGGACGGCGUCGAUAACGAUACGUACAAUACAAUUGGGGCUUACAAGGAUGAAGAUGAUGCUUCAAGAGGUACUUCCGACUGUGACACUUUGAAAGUAAAUUCCUCUUGUCGGGGUGCUGCUGAUACUGAACACGUUGUUGACAUGCACACACCCGCUGGUGACGACGACCACUACGGACUUUUGAUGAAUUCAACUACUAAGGAAAUUCGUAAUCCUUGUAAUGUUAUGUUUAACCCUGUGUUUAAGUGAAGCGUUUACAUUUUAACAGAUAUGAAAGACUCAGUGAUUUCCAUCUUAGUUAACUGACUAUAAAAGUAAAAUUUCCACCCUUGCCGAACUUGGCUAGAAUUUCGUGUCUCGAUCAUAGCGCCAACAGUGGCUAUUACGAGUUAUUUCCCCUCUUUGUCCCUCCUAUUGACUAAAUUCCACCUCUCACACCACUUGCACCACAAAAUGGUAGCGACCAGUCAAGACGAUCUGAUCAUAGUCAAGAUCUUUUUGUAAUAAAACGAGUCUUAUCUCUUGAAGUGUAUCAAAUCACUUGAGAACCUUGAUUAAGAACAUGAAAAGAUUUGAAAAAUAUCUGUCGACACCCAGUUGACGGUACACAAAUCCUGCAGUCGACCGAAAUCCUCACUGCAGUCACCAUAUUAUUUGAGAACCGAAUGUCUAUUUCGUUACGCGAUUUUGAUUCGACUGUUCAUAGACUCGUUGGUCCAGCCAAAAUAAUACUCCGAAAUUCAAGCCUCGUUCGGAAAGGGUAGAAACGGGACUUUUAUCGUCAGUUAACCCCCCCCCCCCCCCCCUAGCCUCGAGAAGAUGGGUGAUUUCAGACACUGACAUUAUUUCAACGUUUGCCAUUGCCAUACAAUUUUGUGCUCCUUUUCAGUUCGUUUUUUUAUAUUCAUACUAUAUUAUUUGUGGUGUACAUUAUAAAACGUUUUGUAUGAAAACACGAAAUAAACCAUUUUGUUUUGAUGUAUA
Molecule: messenger RNA, 3785 nt
Organism: Haliotis rufescens (red abalone)
Lineage: Eukaryota; Metazoa; Mollusca; Gastropoda; Lepetellida; Haliotidae
Exons: 3
Coding region: 111-3050 (979 amino acids)
Biological process (GO): G protein-coupled receptor signaling pathway; cell surface receptor signaling pathway
Cellular component (GO): membrane
Molecular function (GO): G protein-coupled receptor activity
Source: RefSeq, a predicted model, not a curated record